Paramecium sonneborni is the source of this 603-nucleotide messenger RNA. NCBI's taxonomy places the organism in Eukaryota, Ciliophora, Oligohymenophorea, Peniculida, Parameciidae. The record is from the annotation of a GenBank genome assembly.
AUGAAAGUGAUAAAUAAUUUAGUUGAGGAUAAAUUUAAAUAUAUAUAUAUAGGAAUAGAGUAAAAUGAUUGAAAGUUUUUAUAAAUUAAUAAUAAUAUAGUAAUAAGGUUCUAAGAUAAGUUAGGCAAGUAGUGUCAAAUAAUAAACUGAUUAAUACUCUAUUAUUGAAAUAGAAGUGUCCUUCAGAAUAUAGUCCAGGAGUAUCACUAAGAUAGAUUAGUUUAAAGAGAGGUUUAUAAUAUUGCAAGAAUACAUCAAUAGAUUUAUCUAAAUUGACUAAUUUAAUGAAAUAAUAGAAAGUGAAAUAGAUAGGUGAGGGAUAGAAAGAUUAAAUGAAUUAAUUGACAGUAAAAGCAAGAGCAAUAGCAAUGUCUGCAAAAAUACCAUAAGGGCUAAUUCAUAUAAGAAAUGAUUCAGCUUAGGUUAGAAAAGAUAACAAAGAAGGUAGAGGAGUGUUAAGUCGAAAGAUUUCAGAUUUAAAAUAAAUAGUUAAAGGAUUAUUUACAUUUGAAUAUGUGAUAGGGAUAGGAGGAUUUUGGAAAGGUAGUGAAAAGAGUUAAUUAAUAAUAUGCAAUGAAAGAGAUGUCAAAAGCUGUAGUUGAU